GCCGCUGCCACCACUGCCGCUGCCGCCAUGGCGCUCCUGCACAGCCGCCGGCUCCUCGCCGCCCCGCGCCUCGCCGCCGCCGCCUCCCGCGCCAGCUCAUGGUGGUCCCACGUGGAGAUGGGUCCCCCCGACCCCAUCCUGGGGGUGACAGAAGCUUACAAGCGUGACACCAACUCCAAGAAGAUGAACCUGGGCGUGGGGGCGUAUCGGGAUGACAACGGGAAGCCCUAUGUCCUGAACUGUGUUCGCAAGGCAGAGGCCAUGAUAGCAUCCAAGAAGAUGGAUAAGGAGUACCUGCCCAUCGGGGGACUGGCGGAUUUCACCCGGGCAUCUGCAGAACUGGCUCUGGGGGAAAACAGUGAGGCCUUCAAGAGCGGCCGGUAUGUUACUGUGCAGGGUAUUUCUGGGACUGGAUCUCUGCGAAUUGGAGCCAAUUUUUUGCAACGAUUCUUCAAAGCCAGCCGUGAUGUGUAUCUACCCAAACCAUCCUGGGGCAACCACACUCCCAUUUUCCGUGAUGCCGGCAUGCAGCUUCAGGCUUAUCGCUACUAUGACCCCAAGACGUGCAGCCUUGACUUCUCUGGAGCCAUGGAUGACAUUUCUAAAAUUCCAGAGAAGAGCAUCAUCCUCUUACAUGCUUGUGCUCACAACCCCACUGGGGUGGAUCCCCGGCAGGAGCAGUGGAAGGAGUUGGCAGCUACAGUGAAGAAACGAAACCUCCUCGUGUACUUUGACAUGGCCUACCAGGGCUUUGCCAGCGGGGACAUCAACCGGGAUGCCUGGGCUGUGCGGUAUUUCAUCGAGCAGGGCAUCAACAUCGUCCUGUCACAGUCCUUCGCCAAGAACAUGGGGCUGUACGGAGAGCGUGCAGGUGCCUUCACAGUGAUCUGCAGUGAUCCAGAUGAAGCCAAGAGGGUCGAGUCCCAGCUGAAGAUCCUCAUCCGCCCCAUGUAUUCCAACCCACCUGUGAACGGAGCCCGCAUUGCCUCCAUGAUCCUGAACACCCCUGACCUGCGGAAGGAAUGGCUCACAGAGGUGAAGGGCAUGGCUGACCGGAUCAUCAGCAUGAGGACUCAGCUGGUGUCCAACCUCAAGAAAGAGGGAUCCUCCCACAACUGGCAGCACAUCACUGACCAGAUUGGCAUGUUCUGCUUCACAGGGCUGAAGCCUGAGCAGGUGGAGCGGCUGAUCAAGGAGUUCUCAGUGUACAUGACAAAGGACGGACGCAUCUCUGUGGCGGGAGUUACGUCAGGCAACGUGGGUUACCUGGCCCAUGCCAUCCAUCAAGUCACAAAGUAAAGACAAAGGGGUGCCUGGAGCUGGUGGCUUUCCCUUCCUCACCAGUCGAAGAUGAGGAGGGAAAAGAAACAAGCAGAAUACUUCAACCACAGCACUUGAAGCCGCUGAUGAAUGUAUCUUGUAGAUGAGUUGUAGAAGCCUUGUCAAAUCCAUCCUGUGUUGUGGAGCAGGGACAUAAUUGCUGGCUCCUGCUCGUCACAGCCGUUCUUCCCUGCUGUCCAUCCUUUCUCCAUCAGCCCCGGCACCUAUCUAUGCUGGAGGAAGCAAAUGCUUAGCAAUGCCCUCCUACCAGUGUAGGCACCAAAGGCUUCUCUGCACACAUUUCUCCAUGAGAAGGCUUUGUGAGGCUUUUGGCUGCUGGCCCGAGCAGAAGCAGGCAGGGAGCUGGGUAGGCUGAGUUGGAGGGCUGCACUGGUGUGCUCCUCCAAGCUCCUCAGCCAGUCCCUGCUGCCAGCAGGCUCCAUCCUCCAUCAUCCCAGCCUGGGGCUGUGCAGCACCAAAGCUGUCCUCUGACAAACAGCUCUGAGGACUUCUCACUACCAAACUCUGCUCCGUCGUUGGCUUCGCUCUUUCCAUCUGGGACUCUCCUUUCAGGUGUAAUUCACAGUGGCAUCAGUGCGUGGGGCAGACCAGUGUCCCUCUUUUCAACCUGUCUCACUUUCAUACCUGGAGGUGAAACAAUUUCUCACCUUCCCC
This is a messenger RNA of Melozone crissalis (California towhee), 1995 nucleotides long. RefSeq names its product glutamic-oxaloacetic transaminase 2 (gene GOT2). Gene Ontology annotation, cellular component: mitochondrion. The coding region runs from base 28 to 1299 and encodes 423 amino acids. NCBI's taxonomy places the organism in Eukaryota, Metazoa, Chordata, Aves, Passeriformes, Passerellidae. Gene Ontology annotation, molecular function: L-aspartate:2-oxoglutarate transaminase activity; pyridoxal phosphate binding. Gene Ontology annotation, biological process: L-aspartate catabolic process; biosynthetic process. The record is from RefSeq and is a predicted model, not a curated record. The transcript has 10 exons.